UCCUGUCAUGAUUUAUUACCCUAUAUCCUGCCUCCAGAGUGGUUUGCAUUUUUUUUGUAGGUGCCUUAUACAGUAGUAGGCUAUAUCCUGUGCAGAAUAACUGGCGCUUGUGCAGAUCAGGGAGUGCGUGCGCGUCCCACAACUUUAUUUGAACUUGGUGUUUGCUGCCCUGCUGUUGAUGUUGCCAUGGCGGACAGUAUGAACUGCAAAUACUGCCGGGAGGACCUGAGUGGGAAGAAGUACGUUAAACAGGAGGAGAAGCCUGUCUGUGUCCGAUGCCAUGACAAGUUCUGUGCCAACAACUGCACUGAGUGCCGCCGCCCUAUUGGCAUCGACUCCAAGGAGUUGCAACAUAAAGGCCGUUAUUGGCACGCAGACUGCUUUCGCUGCUACAAGUGCUACAAGCCAUUAGCCAAGGAGUCCUUCAGUGCUAAGGAUGACCGCAUCAUGUGUGGGAAGUGCAGCUCCCGGGAGGAUGCCCCUCGUUGUCACGCCUGCUACAAAGCCAUUCUAGCCGGCUCUGAGAAUGUGGAGUAUAAAGGCAAUGUGUGGCAUGAGGACUGCUUCACCUGUUACCAGUGUAAAAAACCCAUCCGCUCCCAAAGCUUCCUGACCAAAGGCACUGACAUCUACUGUGGCCCUUGCCAUGAGAAGAAGUUUGCUAAGACCUGUGUCAGCUGUAAGCAGACCAUCACCUCCGGGGGAGUGAACUACCAGGAGAACCCAUGGCACUCAGAAUGUUUUGUCUGCAGCUCCUGCCGAAAGCCUCUGUCUGGGACCCGCUUCACCUCCCACGAGGAGAAGGCUUUCUGUGUGGACUGCUACAAGACUACUGUAGCCAAGAAAUGCAGCGGCUGCCAGAACCCCAUAACAGGUUUCGGCAAAGCCACCAAUGUGGUGAACUACGAGGGCAGCUCGUGGCAUGAGUACUGCUUCAACUGCAAGAAGUGUUCCCUGAGCCUGGCUAACAAGCGCUUUGUGGCCAACGGAGGGAACAUCUUCUGCUCCGACUGUGCCAAGGACUGAGGUGAACUUGGAACAGAAACAGUGGGUCUGCUAGGCCAGCUUUUCAGGGAUGUGAAGCUGAAAGCAAUUGUUUUACUUUUCAUUUUACAGCGAUAGCGAGGGAUACAAAUAUUUGGAUGAAAUCUGUGGAUUCGGUGGGGUAAUCGAGUAUCUUCCUAAAGAUUGGGGUCAUGUUCUACAGGAGACAUUUCAACCCUGGGGAACUUCAAAACCGUAGCUGUUAAUUCAAAGGUCUUAAAGGGAAAAACAGUGUCCCAGAGAGAUUGCUUAGCUAAUAGUUAUUGUGAUAAGCACUUUAAAUUUGUCACUUACCGUGCACAAAGCCAAUGAAAAUAUCUGAAAAUCCAAUAUAAUGAACUGCAUGUCUGGUGUCUUGCAUAUGUGGGUCUGUAAUCAGCAAUAAACAAAUAUAUUUCCACAAA
Messenger RNA from Oncorhynchus tshawytscha (Chinook salmon), 1448 nucleotides. RefSeq names its product four and a half LIM domains protein 1-like. Gene Ontology annotation, molecular function: transmembrane transporter binding. The coding region runs from base 187 to 1026 and encodes 279 amino acids. The record is from RefSeq and is a predicted model, not a curated record. Gene Ontology annotation, biological process: muscle organ development. Lineage: Eukaryota; Metazoa; Chordata; Actinopteri; Salmoniformes; Salmonidae. The transcript is spliced from 6 exons.